ACUGAAGUUGAAACCAGUCCAGAAACAUCUGAGGCUACUCUGAACCCAGAUGUUGUUAGUGACAAUGCUGCAACAGUAAAUCCUGAGUUGAUCUUAUCAGCAGCGAGUCAAGAUGAUUCUAACAUACAAUCUGCAACCAAGGUUGAUAAUCCUAAAGAUGCCAAAAUUUAUGUGGAUGACACGUUUCAGCCAUCCAGUUUGUCUAAUCCUGAUGAAUCAGCUGUUGCUUCUGAUGCUGUGGGAUUAACCGAAAAACAAAAUCCUGAUACAGCAAUUGCUGAAGAAGCGGUGAAGCCUGAUGAACUUACCGGUGAGAAUUGUUUACCUCGUGUAAAGAUCACCGAGGCUGCGGUGAGUACAUCAAGAAAUGGUGGAUCACCAAGAACUCUUUCGUCGCCUAGAGCGCUCUUGUCUCCAAGAUUCGCUGGAUCACCGGUCAAGAGUACCGGAACACCCAAAAACAUGGACUCCUAUAGAGGUUUAAUCGAUACCGCAGCACCUUUUGAAUCUGUUAAAGAAGUCGUCUCGAAAUUUGGAGGAAUCACUGACUGGAAAUCUCACCGGAUGCAAGCAGUAGAGAGACGCAAGGUUAUAGAAGAAGAGCUUAAAAAGAUCCAGGAGGAGAUUCCGGAGUACAAAACAAACUCGGAACUCGCUGAGACUGCGAAACUGCAAGUACUUGAGGAGCUAGAGAGCACGAGGAGGCUCAUAGAGCAGCUGAAGCUUAAUCUGGAGAGAGCACAGACAGAAGAACAGCAGGCGAAGCAGGACUCGGAGCUUGCUAAGCUGAGGGUUGAGGAGAUGGAAAAAGGAAUCUCUGACGACGUGAGCGUCGCGAUUAAAACGCAGCUUGAAGUGGCUAAGGCGAGGCAUACAUCAGCGGUUGCGGAACUGCGUUCGGUCAAGGAGGAGCUAGAAGCUCUGCACAAGGUGUAUGAUGAUCUUGUGAGAGAUAAAGAUGUGGCUGUCAAGAAAGUUGAGGAAGCGAUGUUGGCAUCGAAAGAAGUUGAGAAGAGAGUUGAAGAGCUCACCAUAGAGCUGAUAGCUACGAAGGAGUCGCUGGAAUCAGCGCAUGCUUCUCAUUUGGAGGCAGAAGAACAGAGGAUUGGAGCAGCCAUGGCGAGAGACCAGGACACACAUCGCUGGGAGAAGGAACUGAAGCAAGCGGAAGAGGAAGUCCAGAAACUCAACCAACAGAUACUUUCAUCGAAAGAACUAAAGUCAAAGCUCGACACUGCCUCGGCGUUGCUUCUUGACUUGAAGGCGGAACUUGUAGCUUAUAUGGAAUCCAAGCUAAAGCAGGAAGCAUGUGAGUCAAACGAUAACAGCGAUCUUCCAACAGAGAAGAUGAGUCAUCCAGAUUUGCACGCAGCUGUUGCCUCUGCGAAGAAGGAACUUGAAGAAGUCAAUGCCAAUAUAGAGAAAGUAGCCGCGGAAGUGAAUUGCUUGAAAGUAGCCUCCUCUUCCUUGCAGCUGGAACGUGAGAAAGAAAAGUCUGCUCUUGCGUCUAUCAGACAGAGAGAAGGAAUGGCCUCCAUAGCGGUUUCUUCUCUAGAGUCUGAGAUCGACAGAACCAGGUCGGAAAUAGCUUCGGUUCAGUCAAAGGAGAAAGAAGCGAGAGACAAAAUGGUGGAGCUACCAAAGCAACUUCAGCAAGCAGCAGAAGAGGCUGAUGAAGCUAAGUCGCUUGCAGAGAUUGCUCGUGAAGAGCUACGAAAGGCCAAAGAAGAGUCAGAGCAAGCCAAGGCUGGGGCAAGUACAAUGGAGAGCAGGCUAUUCGCUGCGCAGAAAGAAAUCGAGGCAGCUAAAGCUUCAGAGAGGCUGGCCUUAGCUGCCAUCAAGGCUUUGGAAGAGAGUGAGUCAACGUUGAAAGGUAAUGACACAGAUUCUCCACGAAGCGUUACUCUUUCCCUAGAAGAGUACUACGAGCUCAGCAAACGCGCUCACGAGGCGGAAGAGCUGGCGAGCGCAAGAGUAGCGGAAGUGGUUUCUCGGAUCGAGGAAGCUAAAGAAGCAGAAAUGAGAAGCUUGGAGAAGCUGGAAGAAGUGAACAGAGACAUGGACGCAAGAAAGAAAGCUCUGAAAGAAGCAACAGAGAAGGCGGAGAAGGCGAAAGAGGGGAAGUUAGGGGUGGAACAGGAGCUGAGGAAGUGGAGGGCGGAGCAUGAGCAGAAGAGAAAGGCUAGUGAAAGUGUCAACACUGAGAAAAUCCAAAGGGCGAGCUCUGAAGGAGCUAAUGAGCUAAGUAAGUUGGUGCAAUCAUCUGAGGUUGCUGGUUACACCUCCAGCCCGAGUGAGUCAUAUGGUACAGAGAACUCUGAUAUCAGUCAGUUCCCAUCGACCAAGCCCGGAAAGAAGAAGAAAAAGCUUUCGUUCCCACGGUUUUUCAUGUUCUUGUCAAAAAAGAAGUCACAUAAU
This is a messenger RNA of Thlaspi arvense, 2418 nucleotides long. The record is from the annotation of a GenBank genome assembly. Lineage: Eukaryota; Viridiplantae; Streptophyta; Magnoliopsida; Brassicales; Brassicaceae.